Dalotia coriaria is the source of this 665-nucleotide messenger RNA. RefSeq names its product lectin subunit alpha-like. The transcript is spliced from 3 exons. Gene Ontology annotation, molecular function: signaling receptor activity. The record is from RefSeq and is a predicted model, not a curated record. The coding region runs from base 65 to 559 and encodes 164 amino acids. NCBI's taxonomy places the organism in Eukaryota, Metazoa, Arthropoda, Insecta, Coleoptera, Staphylinidae.
CAUAAUAUAAAUAGUUUGGGGAAUAUAACAGACAAAAUCAUUCUCCUGAACUUUGUUAUUAAAUAUGCGUCAACAAGUUAUUCUACAACUGUUACCAAUUUUGGUCCUGCUGGCAAUUGCAGGGGUUCAAUCAUUCCCCUCAAACAGCAGUGCAGCCAUUAAAGGAACCCGUGCCAUAAACUCCGGCUUCAAAAAGUUCCACAUUGUUACCUACGACCAAAAGAAUUGGCACGAUGCUCUACAAUCAUGCCAUUUGUAUGGGAUGGAGUUCGCCGCCAUUGAAUCAGCGCAAGACAAUUUUGAAGCACUUAGAGUCAUCCAAAGCGCGGGUUUAAGCAAUCAAAAAGUAUGGACAGGCGGAAACGACCUUGCUAUUGAAGGUUUCUUCUCAUGGGUAACCACCGGCACUCCAUUCUCAUUCCAAUAUUGGGCUAAUGGACAACCAGAUAACUUGCAAGACUCACAACACUGCGUGUACUAUAAUCAUCUCUACGGCCGUUUGUGGGACGAUGAAAACUGUAAUCUAAAAUUCUUUUUCCUCUGUGAGAUGCGAUAUUAAUGUUUUAAACAACUGCGAUCUAUACUCGAAAUAUGUUUCCAUAGUAACAGAAAUAGUUGUGAAACCAACAGUAAUAAAAUAAAUAUCAGCAAGCCAUUAGUAAAAA